AUGGAGACGGAGACGGAGACGGAGGAGAAGAUGAAGAGGAAGAGAAAGCAGAUCUGGCAAUGCAAGUCGGAUAUUUAUUUGAUGAGUUAUGGAUUUGGUGUGAGCAAAAUAAGUGGGAAAUAUAAGGUCGUUUGUACCAAUGUGAACGCUGGAUCCGGCUCUUUUCAUGUGUACACCCUCGGAACAGGAACAUGGAGGCGCGUUGAAGCCGGCUCUGUUUGUGGCUACACAUUCUGUUACAAUGCACACAUUGUAUGUAACGGCAACCUCCAUUGGUCGGUAUAUGAUUCGACUCAUACCUUAUGGAUUUGUGGUUUUGAUCUUGAAACAGAACGUGUUAGCAUCUUCUCUGCUCCCGCCGUUGAUCGAUGUGUUGCAAAUGUGAAGUUGAAUGUUUUGAGGGACUGCCUUUGUUUGUCUUACACGCAAGGUUAUAAACUUGUCGUCUGGUUGAUGAAGGAUUACCGAGUCGGGGAAUCUUGGACCAUAGACUGCAAGAAUAGUGUUGAUUUUGAUAUUGAUCUUGUUUAUGAUUUUGAUUGCCAUGAUAUGACUGUUCAUCCAAUCAAACUGUUCAAAAAUGGUGACAUUUUGAUGUUGUUUGAAGAUAAGUGCCUCUUCUACUACUCUCAUGAGACAAGGACUAAACAAGUCGGUAUGCUUACGGAUGGAAAUCCAAAGGAUGCGGAGGAGGAUGAAGAAAUUGUCAUCUGGAUGAUGAAGGAAUACCAAGACGAGAAAGCAAUCUUAGACCGUAGUGUACAAGUUGAGUACUUGUGA
This is a messenger RNA of Salvia splendens (bonfire salvia), 780 nucleotides long. RefSeq lists its product as uncharacterized. The transcript has 3 exons. The record is from RefSeq and is a predicted model, not a curated record. NCBI's taxonomy places the organism in Eukaryota, Viridiplantae, Streptophyta, Magnoliopsida, Lamiales, Lamiaceae. Bases 1 to 780 code for a protein of 259 amino acids.